AACGCAUGGAGGAGGCGGCGGGGGGGGCACCGAACCCGAACCCCAACGUGGGAAGGGCCCGAAUGGGGCAGCCUGCAGCGCAGCCCCCCGCCAAGGGCCGGGAGCUCUUCAGGGGACAGCGGAAGGAGUCCGAGGGCUCUGUGGAUUUCCCCACCGUGGAGUUCGAGUACGGGGACACCGACAGCCGUGGCGCAGAGCUGGCAGAGCUGUACAGCUACACCGAGGAGCCCGAGCUCAGCACCAACCGGCGAUGCUUCGAGGAGGAGUUUUGCCCCCAAGCGCGGGGCCGGCAGUGGCCGGAGCUGGACACAGCGCAGCAGAGGGCCCAAAUCCUGCGGCUGCUGGAGGGGCUGGAGGUGGUCAGCAGGGAGCGGCGGCUGCGGGCGGCACGGGCCAUCCUCUACCUGGCACAGGGAGUGUUUGGAGACUGUGAGAGCGAAGGCGAUGUCCUGCACUGGUCACGGCACAACAGCUUCCUGCUGUACCAGCUGGGCACCUUCAGCGCCUUCCUGGAGCUGCUCAGCAUGGAGAUCGACAACAGCCAGGCAUGCAGCAGUGCGCUGCGGAAGCCAGCCAUCUCACUGGCCGACAGCACCGAGCUCAGGGUGCUGCUCAGCGUCAUGUACCUGCUGGUGGAGAACAUCCGUGUGGAACUGGAAACGGAUCCCCCAGAGUGGAAAUCCUGCCGGGAGACCUUCAGGACAGAGCUGAGUUUCCCCAUGCGCUCCGAUGAGCCCUUCGCUCUCUUGCUCUUCACCAUGGUGACCAAGUUCUGCAGCGGCCAUGCUCCACAUUUUCCUAUGAAGAAGGUCUUGCUCCUGCUCUGGAAGGUGCUCCUGUUCACGCUGGGAGGAUUUGAAGCCCUGCAGAUGAUGAAGGUGAGGAGGAGGGAGGAGCUUGGGCUGCCACCCCUGCCCGAGGACAGCAUCCAGGUGAUGCGCAGCAUGCGUGCCGCCUCACCGCCCACCUGCUCCAUUGAGCUGGCUGAGCAGCAGCAGAAGCGUGGGCACCGCAGUCGGCGGCCCCUGAUGAAGCAAGACAGCCUGGAUAUCUACAACGAGAGAGACCCCUUCAAGAAUGAUGAAACAGGAGUUGAUGAAGAGGAGGGUGAUGAAGUGGAUGGUGGGAUCGAGGGGGAGCUGGACCUGAUGGAGCGGGAUGCUCUCCUCCCUACCAUACCAGCCCAGCGCCCUCCUAUUGAACGGGUGUCGUUCCCCAAAGGGCUGCCCUGGGCCCCCAAAGUCAGGCAGAAGGACAUUGAGCAUUUCCUGGAGGCAAGCAGGAACAAAUUCAUCGGCUUCACUCUGGGACAGGACACUGAGACCCUGAUAGGGCUGCCACGGCCCAUUCAUGAGAGCGUGAAGACACUGAAGCAGCACAAGUACGUUUCCAUCUCAGAUGUCCAGAUCAAGAAUGAAGAGGAGCUGGAGAAGUGCCCCAUGUCUCUGGGUGAAGAGGAAGUCCAAGAAACCCCUUGUGAGGUCUUGUAUCGAGCCAUGCUAUACAAUCUCCCCCAGUAUAUGAUCGCUCUGCUGAAGAUCCUCCUUGCUGCAGCACCCACCUCCAAGGCCAAGACUGACUCCAUCAACAUCCUAGCAGAUGUCUUGCCUGAGGAGAUGCCCAUCACCGUCCUGCAGAGCAUGAAGCUGGGGAUUGAUGUGAACAGGCACAAGGAGAUUAUCGUGAAGAGCAUCUCGGCGCUGCUGCUGUUGCUCCUCAAGCACUUCAAGCUGAACCACAUUUACCAGUUUGAGUACGUGUCCCAACAUUUGGUGUUUGCCAACUGCAUCCCGCUGAUCCUGAAGUUCUUCAACCAAAACAUCAUGUCCUAUAUCACAGCCAAGAACAGCAUCUCUGUCCUGGAUUACCCACACUGUACAGUCCACGAGUUGCCUGAGCUCACUGCAGAAAGCCUGGAAGCUGGAGACAACAACCAGUUCUGCUGGAGAAACCUAUUCUCCUGCAUUAACCUGCUGAGGAUCCUCAACAAGCUGACCAAGUGGAAGCACUCGAGGACAAUGAUGCUGGUAGUCUUCAAGUCGGCCCCGAUACUGAAGCGAGCUCUGAAGGUGAAGCAGGCCAUGAUGCAGCUGUACGUUCUCAAACUUUUGAAGAUCCAGACCAAAUACCUGGGGCGCCAGUGGAGAAAGAGCAACAUGAAGACCAUGUCGGCCAUCUACCAGAAGGUGCGGCACCGCAUGAACGACGACUGGGCGUAUGGCAACGAUAUUGAUGCGAGGCCGUGGGACUUCCAAGCUGAAGAAUGCACACUGAGAGCCAGCAUCGAAGCCUUCAACAGCCGCAGAUACGACAAACCUCAGGAUUCAGAGUUUGCACCGGUGGACAACUGCCUGCAGAGCGUGCUGGGGCAGUGGCUGGAGCUCCCUGAGGACUUCCACUACUCCUACGAGCUGUGGCUGGAGCGGGAGGUGUUUUCCCAGCCCAUCCGCUGGGAAGAGCUGCUGCGCUACCAGUGAGAGCCACCACGUCAGCCGUCCCAUCGAGCAGGGACUCCAGGUGCUACACAGCGAGGAAAGGAAGAUCAUUUUCAGUAAAGCUGGAAGAAAAUCACCUUCUUAGGGAGUCCAGGCCUCUCUGUAACCAUCCAGUCACCUCGACUCUCGUUUUCUUGGAGGUUUUCCCUUUGUUGUGACCUCUUGGAGGCCAUGAGGUACCAACAGAGCUGCAUGGAGGCCGAGGACCAGGUUCUGGCAUCUCAUUCAGGAGUGGCCUCACCUGGUUUUCACUGCAGAUUUACAACUGUGUAUGAGAGAUCUGAGCCUGUGCUGUCCCUUAGCUCGUUAAGUCUGUUGUAAGGGUAUCUGAGCCUUGAUAAGUCUUCAUCUCACCCAGAUGCCUCAAGCUGAGCUGAUGUGUUUUCAUUUGUUCAUUUAUGAUGAUGUGCUUCAAGCACCACACUGCUAUGAUGAAGUAAAAAACACAAAAUAGGUGGCACCAUCUGUGACAGUCCCAAGUAGAGUUGGAUGACAAAGGGGAUGACAUUACCACUUGUCCCCAGGGCAGCAUCACUGCUGGGACUGUUCAGCAGAUUUACACGGUUUUUGCAUUGGUCACUAGGGAUAGUAAUGCAUUUACCUUUACCAUUGCUCCACUUCCUUCACCUCUGCUCAUCGCUAGGAGAAUAAAAUGAACAAAGAGCUUGCAUGGCAAAGAGCUGCAGAGGAGGCUCACUGCCAUGUUUCUCUCUACCUGCUGUAAGUCCAGAAUUAUUGGCCCAGAAGUUACUGACUCACGCUAUAGGAUGUCUACACAUGACACAAAAAGCCUUUUUUUUCAUCAAGCAAGAUGCUCCAUUACAAAGUCCAUACGGGGAAAUAAAAUGCAGCAGGCUGAUUGUUUCUGAAAGAUAAUUACUGCAACGUUAGGUUUCCAGAGAGCUUUCUUCAUUGCUCUUUACCCUUUGCAGCCCUACAGGAGACAGUCUUCUGGAAAAUAACCUGAUUUUUGCACGGGUUUUUGGUUCUCUGGGAGGAUGUUUGUGCCGAGUCUUAAAGUGGGGAAGAAGAGUGCUUUAGGUACCACUUUGCUGCCAUCAUAUGACAGAAACAGCAGAUGGUGCAGUCCAGAACGUUCAGACUCACACAACGAGCUGUGAGUAUGGUGACAGGGUAUGAAAGAUCAUAAGAGAUGAAAGAUUGUAUCUUUUUCUACAGAAUGUUGUCAGCCAUGCACAGGGAAUCCUGGUCUAAUUUUUCCUCCCUUAUGAAAUCAGUUUGUCCAAGAAAAAUGUGUCAAUAUAGUGCAAGCAAAAGUGGGUUUCUCCCCCGCUGUGCUGCUACCGAUGCAGUGAGCAUGCAGGUGAACCACAGGUAUUUGUCAUGGCAGGAUUUGUGCUUAUUGCUGUGGAAUUGAAUUGAGAAUGUUUCCUUGAUGUGGUUUGCAAAAGGCACUUUUCAAAGAGCUGCCAUUAGUAAACCCGCUCACCCUUUUUAAGAAUGCUUCUGUUCACAAUAAACCAGAGUGACUUUUCAAGUCCAUUCA
Molecule: messenger RNA, 4002 nt
Organism: Lagopus leucura (white-tailed ptarmigan)
Lineage: Eukaryota; Metazoa; Chordata; Aves; Galliformes; Phasianidae
Gene: STRIP2
Product: striatin interacting protein 2
Exons: 21
Coding region: 6-2477 (823 amino acids)
Biological process (GO): cytoskeleton organization
Cellular component (GO): cytosol
Source: RefSeq, a predicted model, not a curated record